GGGAAAUGGUUUGUCUUGGGGACUCGGCAUUGAAUAAAUAAUGAACACAGGGAAACGAAGCCAAGAACUGCGCUCACGAGUUUGUAGCUGUGAUUUACAAGGGAAGAGGAAGGUGCUAAUACAAAAGGAAAAAAAGGAAGGGGGUCGCAUCCUUCUAGAGUAGAAGCUGCGAAUCGCGGACAAUAAAAUAGUAUCGGCUAUGCAAGCCAAAAUCCUGAAGAUGAUGGAAGAUAACAAGCAGCUGGCUCUGCGGAUAGAUGGGGCCAUUCAGUCCGCCAGCCAAGAGGUGACCAACCUUCGAGCCGAGCUGACAGCCACUAACCGGAGACUGGCUGAGCUGAACAGUGCCGACCCCUGUGUCAUGGAGAACAACCAGCACAACACGCAAGGUAUGGAAUAUGGCAAAAUGAAGCUGAGCAGAUCUGGUACACUCCAAAUGCAAGAAAAGUACACAAAUGGCUUGUUGCUAAGGGAAGAGGUGUCACAACUACAAGAUGAGGUUCACCUGCUCCGACAAAUGAAGGAAAUGUUAGCAAAAGACCUGGAAGAGUCGCACGACUGCAGGUCUGCGGAGGUCCUUUCUGUGACAGAGCUUAAGGUUCAGUUAGCGCAGAAAGAGCAAGAAUUGGAAAGAGCAAAAGAAGCACUUCAAGCUAUGAAAGCAGAUCGAAAGAGGUUAAAGACAGAGAAAACGGACCUGGUCAGCCAAAUGGAACAGUUAUAUACAACCCUUGAAAGUCGGGAAGAACAGCUGCGGGACUUUAUCAGGAAUUAUGAGCAGCAUAGAAAGGAGAGUGAAGAUGCAGUAAAGGCUUUAGCGAAAGAGAAAGAUGUUUUAGAAAGAGAAAAGUGGGAGCUGCGGCGCCAAGCCAAGGAAGCAACGGACCAUGCAAGUUCUUUGCGGUCACAGCUGGAUUUAAAGGACAACAGAAUUAAGGAGCUUGAAGCUGAGCUUGCAAUGAUAACAAAGUGCUUUGUCCAGAGAAGGGAAUAUCGUGUUUUUGAUCACCUCUAUGAGAAGGAGCACUUUUCAAGAGGGAUAGCGGCUAAACAGUCCUUAGCGACGCUUACUAAGGAUGUGCCCAAGCGCCACUCUCUAGCAAUGCCUGGAGAAACUGUGUUAAAUGGAAAUCAAGAGUGGGUAAUGCACGCAGACCUCCCGCUUACUGCAGCCAUUCGACAGAGCCAGCAAACGCUAUACCAUGGACAUCCCCAGCAUACCACAGACCGGCAAGCUGUCAGAGUUAGUCCUUGCCAUUCCCGGCAACCCUCAGUAAUAUCUGACGCUUCUGCAGCAGAAGGAGACAGGUCUUCAACACCAAGUGACAUCAACUCUCCGAGACACCGAACGCAUUCCCUCUGCAAUUCUUUAGAAGACCUUGAAGACCAAAAAAGGAAGAAGAAGAAAGAAAAGAUGGGCUUUGGGUCCAUAUCCAGAGUAUUUGCCAGGGGAAAGCAGAGGAAAUCUUUAGAUCCCGGCCUAUUUGAUGGUACCACACCCGACUAUUACAUUGAGGAGGAUGCAGACUGGUGAAGUGCCUGUUUAUCCUGUAUAUGUACAUGUGACUGGGUACAUGCCUGUGUCAUAAGACGUGAGCCUUUUAAUUUUGUAUUUGUUGUAUGAGGAAUUGUGGCUCUCCAGCUGUUAUUGCGCUACCGCUCCUGGGAACCAAAAAAAUCCCUCAGCUCUCAUGGCAUUCUGGGAGUUGUAGUUGAACUGAAGAAGCUAGAGUUUGCAGGUUUGUGUUGUACAUAACAGAGAGCAAGAUGUUUCAUUGGUGUCUGUAUAUUUGAUGCAGUUGUGUUGGAUUUCAUUUUUCCUUUUUUCCCAUUUUUGUUUCCUUUUAAGAAGGGUUUUUUUCAUUUGGUGAUCAGGGGAUUUUUAAUUUCUUUUGUUUGUUUGUUUCAAAACUUGAAAAACUACUGUGUAUUUGUAAAUAACAUAAAAAGUGCACUUUGUGCUUGUAGUGUCUCUCGUCCAGAAAGCGGUUUUCUUGAGCCCAUAGUGUGAUGCAUCCUGUUAUUUCAUAUGUUUGCGUGACAUUAUCCUGUUUAAGGGGUGUGCCAGUGCUUUGUUUAAAAAAAAAAAAAAAAAAAAAAAGUUUAAAAAAAAAAAAUAUAUAUAUAUACAGAAUCUUUAUUCGGAGAAGGUCAUCACUUUUCUGAAUGAAGGGUUAAAUAACCUUUAAUGCCUGCCAGACAAAGUUUUCUUUUGUUUGUAUAUUUUAAUUUAUUUGCAUAAAUGCACAAACUUGUUAUAUCUAAAUUAUAAAGUAAAUGUUGAAGUUCUAUUUUUCCUAAAGGAUGAAGGGUAUGUUUAUAUCAUAUGUUCUCUGGAGCUGCUGUCACAGUCUGUAAGUGGAGCGUAGAGAUGGGCAGCUCCAAAGGCAGCGCAGCGCAACCAAAACCACUUGAGUUACGGCAUUUCAAUAUCCACUUGGUUAUGUCUUCCAAUAUACAAUUUCUACCAUAUCUGCAGUAUUUAUAAGGUAGCAGCACACACACACACACACACACACAUAUAUUAUAUAUAUAUAUAUAUAUAUAUAUAUAUAUAUACAUAUAUAUAUAUAUAUAUAUAUAUAUAUAUAUAUAAUGUAUAUAUAUAUAUAUAUAUAUAUAUAUAUAUAUAAUAUAUGUGUGUGUGUGUGUGUGUGCAUGAGGGUUUACAUAAAGCCGUGUAUCUAAAUGCUUACAAUGCAUAUUUUUAGGUAUAGGCUGCAAUCUUCAAAAGUCCCCCACUGUUUAAUCAGAUUCUUUCUUUUGCAAAUGUAACCCCAACUUCAUUUAAGUACCUUUGCUCAAUUUAAAGGGGAAGUUGUGGACAGUAGCUGCCUUAAGUAAUCCAAAAAGAAAGGUACCGUCACCAGGGGGUGCCCUACUUGAUACCCUGGGCUGGUGCUCCUGUUAGCAGAAAACUGCCCAGGCCCUGGGUACCUGGGAGCGAGCGAUCCUUCUUUUGCUUUUUUUUUUGUAAUCCUGACACUUGUGCAGUAGAAAUCAUGUACCUUGGCCCGUGCAGUUUUCUGCCAACAGGAGCACCAGGUUAUUAGGUAAGUGAUUACAUUUACUGGGGGUGCCUAACAUUCCCCCCCACCCCAGUGUUUGUACCUUUCCUUCUCCUUUAAAGUUUUGCAUUUUAAAAGCACAUCUGCUUCUCCUGCAGUCUGGUAUUAUUAUAUCCUUGGCAUAGCAUAGCUGCCAUGGGCCUUAUGGUGGGGGCUAGUUGGCCAGACACAGGUUGCGAGUACCAGAAUACUCUAGGUAUAGCAUUAGCCUAAAUGAGGUAGUCAAAGCCUGUACAAGAGAGACCAUAUAACUAUGUUAGCAUAAGAAUUCCCCUAUACAAAGAGCAAUUUAUCUGGAUAAUUGUAGGGUAUAAUGGCCAAUAAGAACAUGCUACCAUAUACACACUAGUACAUUGCACCCACAGAGGGGUUAUUACCUUGAACAUUGUGCAACCAGCAGCCAUAAAUGAUGAGCAGCAAGGUGCCAUUUACUCCCCUAUGCAGUGUGCCUAAGGCUGCACGUGUAUUUAACUGGUGAAUGUGGAGAAACACCUGCUAUCCAUGGGAGUUGUUUAUGCAAGAGGAGUAUGGGGGGGGUACUCAUGUUUCAGUGACCCCAUCAGUCAAAUCAAAUGGAUGGGAGGCCAGACUGCAGAGCAAGUAAGGGUGUAUGUGGCCAGAAGAAAAAGGGCAGAUUAGUCCAAAAUGAGGUUUUCAGAAGUAUAGACCUGUAAAAUUACUAGGAUUACUACACAACUUGAUUUGGGCUUGUUUUAUUUCCCAAUCUCUCCCUAUAAGAGACAUUUUUUAUAUUGUAUAGAGAGGCCUGGAGAAAAAAAAACCCAUCUCAUUUACCUCUUUCAAGAAACACUAUCCGGAUUUAUUUUUGUCCUGUGAUUUCCAUUAAAAUGCAGCAAUUUCUGGCCCAGCAGAAUAGGCUGGCAGUGGCAUAAAUAGAUCUUUGUUCGGGCAUUUUAUUUUCAAUCAAAGUACUCUCUAUGUGCAAGUGACUGUGUAAUUUAAGCUCUUUCAGACUGGUUGAGUUGCCUGUAACCAGCUUUGUGUUUCUCCCUUCCUACUAAUCUGUGUAGAUGGUACAUCAGUGCUGCCGUAUAUUUUGCUUUAUCCUAAAAAAAACUGAAUGUCAAGCUCUGAAAACUGUAACAUGGACAUUUGAUAAUGUUAGAUGGUAUUUUUCAAUUUAGUGCACCCUAUUUAAGGGGUAUUUAGUCUUACAAAUCUAAAUCUGUUUUCUCGUUAACAUGAUGCAUAUUAUCACUGGCAAACAGUGGCUUGAUGACUAGUGCUUUUUAAAGGGACCGGUCGGACCGAAGAAAAAAGCCAUGUAUUUUUUUUCGCGUCCAGGCGAAGUGUUUUAUAAAGCUUUUUUCCCUGUGUUUUAUUUUUUUAAAAAAAGCUCAUGGUUAUUUAGUACUUUUCAUUACAUGCUAGGAAAUAAUUUUAAAAAGAUACUAAGAAGAUGGUAUAUUAAAAAAAAAAAAGAGCGAUAAUAUGUAGUAUAAAAUGUUUGGUAACUUUAGUUUUAAUUAUGCCCACCUUGGUGUGGAUAAAUUCUAAAGGCAUGGAGGCAAAUACAAAAAAAAAAUCAAUAAAGCAUAUUUUAAAAUAUU
Messenger RNA from Xenopus tropicalis (tropical clawed frog), 4639 nucleotides. It is a transcript of the gene kazn, whose product is annotated as kazrin, periplakin interacting protein. The transcript has 10 exons. Lineage: Eukaryota; Metazoa; Chordata; Amphibia; Anura; Pipidae. Bases 200 to 1534 code for a protein of 444 amino acids. The record is from RefSeq and is a predicted model, not a curated record.